Molecule: messenger RNA, 2287 nt
Organism: Atta colombica
Lineage: Eukaryota; Metazoa; Arthropoda; Insecta; Hymenoptera; Formicidae
Gene: dup
Product: DNA replication factor Cdt1
Exons: 6
Coding region: 164-2287 (707 amino acids)
Biological process (GO): mitotic cell cycle; regulation of DNA-templated DNA replication initiation; DNA replication checkpoint signaling
Cellular component (GO): nucleus
Molecular function (GO): DNA binding; DNA polymerase binding
Source: RefSeq, a predicted model, not a curated record
GCCUAGCGGCGUUGUUUCGCGCCAACGAAUCUAAACAACGAGAGUUAAAAAGGCGGGCUUUGGCUCUGGUAGGGUUACAUUGGGGGUAACGGUACGCAAUACGUGGUACGUUUGUGAAAAUAAUAUUUGUUCGCGUUUGCGAUUGACAUACGUAAAAGAGACUAUGUCGCAACCAUCAGUAACGGCAUACUUUAAUACGCGCAAACGGCAAGGGUGCGACGAAUUACGUUCCAAGGCGAAGAUUUUGCUGCUGGAGCGAGAUAAUCAGACGCAAACGAGUAUCGAGAAUUUGGAAAAAUCUCCGACAAAUACGGGAACUAGUCCGAAAAUCGUGUUGCAGAAUGCUACCACGAUGUUGAAGGAAGGCGUUCGGAUUAAUAAAGCGGUCCGUAAUAUCCAAUUCGAUUCUUCGAAAACGUUCCCUGAGAAAACGAAUAGACCUAAAACACGAGCCACUCGCUCUCGUCCAUUGCCCUCUAUGGAUGGAAAUCAAGCGGAUAUUAGAGAUAGCUUUUUGAAGGUGGGCAAUGAUUCUUCAGAGAUAAAAAAAGUUCCGUUUGAGAAGAAAGGUACGCUUAGUCCGAGGAAGUCGCAGACAACUAAGAAGACAUUGAAGGAUAACGCGAUGAAAGAAACUGAAAAGGAACAUUUUGCCAACGGCUCUCUCAUUCCAUCCUCGUCAAGAAAACUUUCGACGAUGGAGAGAUUUGUAAAAAAUGAAAAUUUAAACUUGACCGACAUCAAAAACAGAAUUAACAAAUCUUCCAGAUUGGCAGAGCUGAAAGCUAUAACGCAACAAUUUGCAAAGUAUGAUCUGGCAUUGGAACAAUUGCAAAAACAAGAUGAGAUUAAGAAACCUUAUAUGCAAAAGUUUGAGAAGGUGGAACUCGAAAUACCCGUAAGUCCACAAAAGACAUAUAAAUCCCCAAUCAAGGGAUUACUUACUCCAAUCAAGGAGAGAGAUUUGUCAAAGACAGCCAGUCCACAGAGGCAAAUUUUGUUUGAGCCUAAAGAAACAGUGUCAAGUCCAGGAAAAUCCAGUCCUAUUAAGGCAUAUCAGAAAUAUCUGUCAGUGGCUGAAUCUGGAUUAGCAUUGCCAUAUGAUUAUAGAUUCCUAGCUGAAGUAUUCAGAUGCAUAGAUACGGUUUCAGCAAUGCUGUUUAACAGAAAAGAAUUGAUAACAUUUAAUAAACUGAGACCUGCAGUUCAAGAAUUGCUACGUCGUAAUUUUACGCAAGAGCACCUAGCUCAAAUAAAAACUAUUUAUCCUGAUGCUUAUGUGUACCAUCAAGAGAAACAUCGAAAUUUUGGUUCAGUGUCCAAGCAAGAAAAAUAUGAAUUAGUUCUAACACCUACGGUUGAAAAAAUUAAUGGGAGAAAUACGCCUGAUGUAGAUAACAUAUUAAAAGCUGCGGCUGAAAGUAGUAUGAGCCCUACCAUACUGCUGGAAAGAAGGAAGAAAUUUUAUAAUGCUUUAUUAGAGAGGGUAAAGAAUGAACAUGAAAAAUUUUUAUUAACCUUUGAAACUCCAAAAUUAAUGAAUAUACCAAGAGAGAAAAUAGUACGCUGGCAUCCCGAAUUUGAUGUGGAAUCUUGCAAGAAAAUUGAGCAAGCUGCAUUACCACAACCACCUUAUGUUGAAAAACCAACUGCUAGGGAUGUUCUUGACAAAGCUAAAUCUUUGUUUAAUUGUGGUACACGUAUGGAAAAGGCAUUGCAAAGGCUCGCUGAAGCAAAUCUAACUACUAAAUCCAAAUCUUCACUUUCUACACAAGAUUCUACAACCCAAACAACAAAAGAUGAUAUUCCAAAGGUUAACAUUGCCAUUGUGGACAAUCCACCAAAUACACCAUCCAUACAAACUGAUCAUUUCGCAACACUAUUUAAAGGCAUCCCUAAGGCUUUGCUCGAAAAGGUUCGUGCUAAACAAGCAGCCAAGGCAUUAGAAGCAAUGACGAGAACACCAAACGCAGACAAAGAGGCUGUAUUAUAUUCCAGACUUCCCGAAUUAGCAAAGCUCAUUCGCAAUAUUUUCGUGACAGAAAAGAAGGGCGUUUUACCACUGGAGAUAGUCAUACAAAAGUUAGACAAUUCUUUUAGAACGAAAUUAAUGUUACAAGAAAUGGAGGAACACAUACGACAACUGUGCAAGCUUUUACCUACGUGGGCCAGUAUACAUAACGUACGAAAGGUGGAUUAUUUGAAAUUAGAUAAAAAUGUUGACCUUGCUAAAGUGAUUAAUCGAUUAGAAAUUUUAGCCAAUGAUAAAGUUAAGAUAGCGUCUUAA